GCCACGGUGGGGGAAAUCCGAGGCUCCGGCGGGGAAACCAUGGGGAGAUGCAAUGGGAGAUGUACGCUGGUCGGAUUCUGCUGCCUGCAGCUGGUAGCGGCGCUGGAGAGGCAGAUCUUUGAUUUCCUGGGCUACCAGUGGGCACCAAUCCUGGCUAAUUUUUUACACAUCAUGGCUGUUAUUUUGGGUAUUUUUGGGACCAUCCAGUACAGAUCCAAAUACCUCAUGAUGUACGCGGUGUGGCUGGUGCUGUGGGUUGGCUGGAACGCCUUCAUCAUCUGCUUCUACCUGGAAGUCGGACGCUUAUCGCAGGACCGAGACUUCAUCAUGACCUUCAAUACCUCACUGCACCGCUCGUGGUGGAUGGAGAACGGGCCGGGCUGCCUGGUGACGCCGGUGAUGAACUCCAACCUGGCACCCGAGGACCAUCACGUCAUCACGGUCAGCGGCUGCCUGCUCGACUACCAGUACAUCGAGGUAGUGAGCAGUGCCACGCAGAUAUUCCUGGCGCUCUUUGGCUUCGUCUAUGCCUGCUACGUCAGCAAAGUGUUCCUGGAGGAAGAAGACAGCUUCGACUUCAUUGGCGGGUUUGACUCCUACGGCUACCAGGCGCCACAGAAGACGUCACACCUACAGCUACAGCCGCUCUACACAUCUGGGUAACCUCCUCCUGCCCUGGAUCCGGCCCGGCGUGGGAGCCAGAGGUGACAGGACCCCCCCCUAGAGCGAACUGUCCCACACCCGAUGACACGAACCCUGGCGAGGGGGGGGACACGCAACUCUGAGCCACCCCGGUCCCCUCCUGCCUCCCCACACCCUGCAAGACCCCCGAAAACGGAGCCAGGAGCUGCACAUCCACCCCACCCUGGAUGCCUCCGAGCCCAAACCAUCCACCUACAGCAGGAUUGGGGCGGGGGGGGGGGGGGGAGGCUGGAUACAGGGGGACCCCCCCAAGCCAUGCCACCCCCUCAGGCUCCCACACCCUCCCUAGGAUGGGGACACGGGGACACACGGGGAGGUGGCAUCACUCGCCGGACACUGUUUUCUUCUGUUUCUCCCAGCCUGGUUUUUCCUUGGAGCAGCGGGGCCCUUCCCAGCGUGCCGGGCAGGAGCGGGAUUGGGGCAAAAACCAGCCAGUUUGGAGCAAACUGGGACAGUGGCUGGGGGAUAAACACCGUGUUGGGGACAGCAGGGCACAGGGAGCAGCUUCGUCCUUCGUAGGGUUGGGACGAUUUCCUGAAACACAGGGUUUGGGAGUCGGGUUGGCCCUGAAAAUGGGGGUUUUGGUCCCAGCCCCCCCAGUUGGUUGAAACAGCACCGAAGGGGCUCUGUCCGGGAUGCUCCCCUCACUCUGAGGAGCUGGAUCUGGCCAUCAGCAUCUUGACUCAACCUCCCGAAAUCUGGGGACGUGGGGACUGAGCACCCCAAAAUCCCCCUGCAAGCCCCCCCAUCCUUCCCCAUUUUGGGGGGAUCUUGCUCAAAUUUGGCAAUACUGACGCUGCUUUUGACACAGUCUCUUUCUGGCUGUUUUAAUGAAUCUAAUGAAUGUUUUAGGUUGAUUUUUUUUUUUUUUUUUUUUUUAAGUAUUGGGGUUUUAUUUUAAAGUGCCUGAGUAGACUCUGGCUGAGCACACCCCCCCCAGUGAGCCUGUGCUGGACCCCCCCCAACAUUGACAUCGUGCCUUCAGCCACGCUCUUCCCACCCCGGGGCUGCCCUGGGGCCCCCGGCCCCUUGCCCAGGGCUGGGGGGGAGCAGUUUGGUGCCUCUCUGAUCCCCCCCCAGCCCCUCCAUCCAUUCGGGGGCCCGGUGGCAAAUCCACCCAUCGGGUUUGGUGGCAGAACAGGGGCGAUGUUGGCACGUGGGGAAUAAUUAUUUUGCAGGGGGUGAAUGUGCAAGGUCUGUUGGGCAGCAAUCACUUUGCAAAAUGAAACGAGAUGGGAAUUAAAAACCUUGGAAGAAGCUGGAAGGAAAAAAGUAGUUUCAUGAAACGUCUCAGCUCCCCCCAACCUCCUCGUUUUCCUUUCUUUCCCAGAGGUGGGAUGCGGUUUCACCUGGCUCCCUGGAUCUGGCCCCAAGCCCACCCUUUGUGUCUGGGAGCAGGGGAGAUCACAUGAAUUUUGGAUCCCAGACAUGUUUCCUCCAGUCCGGGGGGGUUAUUUGGGGAUUUUUUUUGCACCCUGGAGUGAUUUUUUUUUGUCCUUCCCAACAAGCAGCCGUGAAGUGCCAAGGACCGAAGCUGCCCGAGCCCAAACCCUGGGCAGGGGAUGGGCUGCAUCCCCCCGCCAGCCCCUCCACUGCCUCCAGCUAAGCUGCGAACUUUACAGGCAAUAAUUUUUCUGCCCUUUCCUCCUCUUUUUCCCAAGGAAAAUAGUGGUUUUCAGGCAACGGAUCCCCCCAUUCCCUAAAACACAUUCCUAUCCCAAGCGCUGCCCAGCCCCAGGGACAGCAGCACCUCUGGGGUUUAUUUUCUUCUCCAGGACCAAGGAUGCUCUUGCUGACCCGCUGUGAGAUG
Molecule: messenger RNA, 2512 nt
Organism: Tyto alba (common barn owl)
Lineage: Eukaryota; Metazoa; Chordata; Aves; Strigiformes; Tytonidae
Gene: NKAIN1
Product: sodium/potassium transporting ATPase interacting 1
Exons: 7
Coding region: 40-663 (207 amino acids)
Biological process (GO): regulation of sodium ion transport
Source: RefSeq, a predicted model, not a curated record